Messenger RNA from Xenopus laevis (African clawed frog), 2985 nucleotides. RefSeq names its product ENTH domain containing 2 S homeolog (gene tepsin.S). The record is from RefSeq and is a predicted model, not a curated record. Lineage: Eukaryota; Metazoa; Chordata; Amphibia; Anura; Pipidae. Gene Ontology annotation, cellular component: trans-Golgi network membrane; cytoplasmic vesicle; coated vesicle membrane. The coding region runs from base 299 to 1984 and encodes 561 amino acids. The transcript is spliced from 13 exons.
UACAUUCAGCAGUGAGUACCUCACCUGCACCCUGCACUUUGCCAACAACUGGGGUAUCCUGUCUAACGCCCCUUUCCCCGGACCUGUAGCCUUGCCAGACAUCAUAACCCCGCUUCUCAGUGCGCCGCCAUAUUUAGCUAGUCUCAGCCUAUCAGAUUCUCAACGUUUGUCGCUUACUUGAGAAGACAUUGGCUGACGCUCAGGCGGCGGACAAAGUGUGCAGAGUGGGUGGAAGUCUCGCGGUGAUUGGUAGGAAAGGUUUCCGGGUGUCGUGACGUCAUUGAGCUUCAAGACAAGAAUGGCAAUGCUGGACAGAUUGGCAUUCCUUCAGCAGCUGCCAUUGCUUUUAAAGGGGACUUCAGAUGAUGAUACUCCCUGUCCUGGGUACCUGUAUGAGGAAUUUGCCAAGAUCUCAUACGAGUCUGUAGGAAGUUGUCAGUGUCUUCUGGAAUAUCUGCUGAACCGUCUGCAGACCAGCUCAUGUCAUGUAAAGCUAAAGGUACUGAAAAUUCUUCUGUCGCUGUGCUUCCACGGAUCUCCGCAGUUCAUUCAAGACCUCAGACGUAAUUCUGCUUAUAUACAGGAGGCUGCAGCAGUUAGUGGACCCCCAGACCCCCUUCAUGGUAUCAGUCUGUACCAGAAAGUUCGAGUCACAGCACAGGAAAUUGUGGGCAACUUAUUCUCAGAGAGCAUUCCCUCUCCGUCACAUACAGUGUCGGCAAAAGAAAGAUCCCAAUCAGGAAUGGGAUCUCAGGCUUCCAGUGCUCCAGCUCUGCAUGGGUUUGGAUAUUCACAAGAAGAGAAGAAUUUAGGUAACUCUAAGGACACCUUUCUUAAUGGUAUACAGCGUGCAGCGGUAGCUGUGACACAUUCCGUGCUGCCCGGUGCAGGAUUAUCUCAUACACAUGCAUGUGAACAAGCAGAUGAUGCAUAUAAGCCAGUGGCCAUACCUUCCACUGAUAGGCGCCCACUGCCAGGAAAUUCCCUUCCUACAAGUGCACACAGAGGCUGUCACCGAUCAGGUGUACCUGGGGGUGGGUGGGAUGAAAGUGACAGUGGAAACAGUUCCCAGGAAUCUCCUCAUGACAAGUCUCCUCUCAGUCGUUCAUCUGAUGUUGGUAGCAAAUCAGGAAGUGAUGGACAGUCUCGGAACAGCCAACGAGAGAGCUUGGACAUUACAGACAGGGUAGAAUUCACUCAUCUGAGUGACUGCCAGCAAGAGGCACGAUUGGUUCAGGAAGUGACAUGGGGGAAGAGAGUUUUUCUUACCCAGGAGGAAAGUCAGCAGUUUGUCAGAGGAUGUUCCCUGUUGAACUGUGAAGUUGUGUUUGAGAUGUUAAACUGCUCGCUAACAGAUGACAGUAACUGCAUCAAAUUGCGCUCCAUGUGUGCGAUAUCCUCCCUCAUGGCCUCUGACCUCCUGUCACAUGAACACAUGAUAGCAGUUGUCAGGCAAAACUUGCAGACAUUAACUGGAGGACCACCAGGGCCAGUGAAGGACAAGGCCACCAAGAUUCUGCGCCAGUUUCAAGCGCUUACUCAGAAUUUUUCUGAAAGAGGAGCUGUGCAUCAUGAGACUUCCCCUUCCCCCACCACACACUGCUCUUUGGAUUUAUUCGCUGAUGUUAUUCCUCAUUCUGUGGUGAGCGGUUUACUGACAUCGCUAAGUGUCCCCUCAUCACCUACUUUAAAUGUUCAGAACACUGUUUGUUCUCUACAGAAUGGGGCUGCAAACCAAAAAAAUCCAAAUGGGAGCACUGAGAAAAGUGAUCCAGCUGAAGAAUUAAGAGUAGAGACUGGUGACCACAUAAGCACAAAUAUACACGUGUCUCUGUUUGAAGGCAUGGAACUAGUAGGAACAAUGAAAUCCAGUCACAAAGAAGAUACUAUAGGAUACAGGGCCGGAGGACUUUCUGUUGAACCUGCAAAGGAAGAACCAUCUAAGCCAACCCUGUCCUCUGUCUUUUCAUUUCUAAACACUUGAUGCAACAUAAGAUAAGAUUAUUUAUUUGUCACGUGCAUAGUUAUACAAGUACAACAUGCAGUGAACUGCAUCCUGGUUCACUUUUUUAAACUGUGCAAAAUUAAAACAUACUAGUUAAAUACUACAACUAAGUACGAAAGGAUUACCAUAAAAAAAAUCUAAAAUUUAGAAUAAAGUAUAGCAGCAGAGCAUAUGUAGUACAAGAUGAACCUGUGGCCUUCACCAGGUGAACUUGCCCCAAGCACUCACAUAAAACUAUCAGAGUCUGGUUUCUAUGAAUUAAAUAUUUUUUGUCUGUGUGAAUGAAUAUCUGCAUGUGGAGCUGCACAAAGACAGAGAGCAAGUCAUGCGAUGAACUAAAGGACCAAUAAUGGUCCUUGACACAGGAUGUAUUAUCCACCAAAAGAAGUGCCUGAAUAUGGCUGGCAAGCAUCUUAUUUAGUAGAAUUCCAUUCAAUUAAUCUCCCCAACUGAGACUAUGCACAAUGUGCCAUGGGCCUUAAAGUUUGCAAAUGCCCAUCCAGUACUUUCAAAUAAACUAGUUUGCAAGUGAAAAAGUUUUCAUUUUGUGGUGCUAUGGUAAUCCAUGAAUAUCAUUAGACUCCUGUAUAUCUCCCAUUGUGUUCUACACAAUUUAUCUAUUAUCUGUUAUGUAAAUGUGGGCUCUAAAAGCCUAGUUUUGACUUGAAUGGCUAUUGAUGCCUCUAGCAAACACACAGUUUGUUCCAGUGCAAGGUAAUAGUAAAUCAUAUUUAAUGUACGUAUACAUAGUCUUUGAUGUUACUGGUCAAAACACACCACAAAUUAUGUUAUGCACAAAUAAUUUUAUUUAUAACCUGGACAUACAGUUUUUAAAAAUGUGCACAGGAAAAAAUAUUACACGUAAAGUAUUGCCCAUUGGAAUUUGAGGGAACAUUGGACAGUAUUUGCAAAUAUUACUUUACAUCAAUCAGGUAUUGUUUUAGCAUUAACAAAUUUAAAUAUAAGGAUUUCCACCUAUU